Cetraspora pellucida is the source of this 376-nucleotide messenger RNA. NCBI's taxonomy places the organism in Eukaryota, Fungi, Glomeromycota, Glomeromycetes, Diversisporales, Gigasporaceae. The record is from the annotation of a GenBank genome assembly.
AUGACCCAAGAACAGCAGCUAGCACAUAGAAGAAACAAAUCGGAAAAAAGACAAGCCUGUCAUAAGUGUCAGUUAGCAACUAAUAAUAGUAAUAUUAUAGGAAAGGAGAAUACCAAUCGAGACGAACAAAUAAAUAGAGAAGACAACAUAAAUAAAAAAAAUGAAGUAUCACCUGCUUGUCAACUUACUGAUGAUGAUCACAAUCUUCUCAAAAAAUUCCAUGAUGCAGUUGCAGAACUCAAAUAUAAUUAUUGUCCUAUAUGUAAAGAAUUCUUUUUUUCAAUUCCAUUAAAUUAUAAAACUGGCAAUUGUGAUAGAUGUAGUAGAGACAAAUUAAUACAAAAAAGGUUUUCACUAGAAAAUAAUAAGGAUUCAG